This is a messenger RNA of Cynara cardunculus var. scolymus (artichoke), 1535 nucleotides long. RefSeq names its product transcription elongation factor TFIIS-like. NCBI's taxonomy places the organism in Eukaryota, Viridiplantae, Streptophyta, Magnoliopsida, Asterales, Asteraceae. The coding region runs from base 199 to 1284 and encodes 361 amino acids. Gene Ontology annotation, cellular component: nucleus. The transcript is spliced from 2 exons. The record is from RefSeq and is a predicted model, not a curated record. Gene Ontology annotation, molecular function: nucleic acid binding; zinc ion binding. Gene Ontology annotation, biological process: DNA-templated transcription; transcription elongation by RNA polymerase II.
CUGUAAAAGCUGUCAAAACUCAAAACAUCAACCCUUCCUCAUUGACCGCAGGAUCAAAUUUUGACACGAGUGGAUUAACGGCCGAGAUUUCCUCCCCAUCCUUUAGUCUUCAUCAAAACUCUCACCGGACCGUUCUGGUGUUCUCUCUAUUCCUGUAUUGUUGUUGAAGGCGAUCUCUCUGUUGUAGACAGAGACCCGAUGGAGACGGAGCUAAAAGAGCUAUUCGACGCAGCGAAGAAAGCGGCGGACGCCGCGGCUGUUGUCGGAGGUGGCGCAGAUUCUUCGCCGGAGGAAGAUCGUUGUAUUGAUGCCUUAAGAGCGCUGAAGAAAUUUCCUGUUAACUAUCAAAUUCUUGUUUCCACUCAGGUGGGGAAGCGUCUUCGUCAACUAACAAAACACCCUAGACGGAAGAUUCAGUCUCUAGCUGCUGAGCUGGUGGAAAUUUGGAAAAAUAUAAUUGUUGAAGAAACAUUAAAGAAUAAGAAAAAUGGGAGCUUGGACGCCAAAGAAUCUUUAAAAUCCGAGCAUGUAGCGGAAACAUCUGACAAGAAAGUCCAGAGAGUAAACUCCAUUAAGGUUGAAAAACAUGGUCAUAGUGGCACACACACUUCUGAGAAGAAGGUUAAUGUUGUCAAGGUCGAAAAGCGAGAACAUACCAAAGUGGAACAUGUUACCAAACAAGAAAACAAGCAAACUUCCGAUGCAAACAAACCCAACAGAUCAAAUAACAUCGCUCCACCAAAGCUUACUUCCCUUGUUUAUUGCAAGGAUCCUGUAAGGGACAAGAUUCGUGAACUUCUUUCCGAGGCAUUGUGCAAGGUUCCUGGGGAGGUCGAGGAUGAUUUGAGGGAUGAAGUUGAUGGUUGUGACCCUUAUAGAGUUGCUGUUUCUGUGGAGUCUGCAAUGUUUGAAAAGUGGGGGAGAUCUAAUGGGGCACAGAAGUUCAAAUACAGAUCCAUAAUGUUCAAUAUCAAGGAUCCCAAAAACCCAGAUUUCCGAAGGAAAGUAUUGCUUGGGCACGUGAUGCCAGAAAGGAUUCUGGAAUUGACUCCUGAAGAGAUGGCAAGCACAGAAAGACAAAUGGAGAAUGUGAAAAUAAAGGAGAAAGCUCUGUUUGAUUGCGAACGUGGUGGGCCACCAAAGGCCACCACCGAUCAGUUCAAGUGUGGUCGUUGCCAGAAAAGGAAGUGCACUUACUACCAGCUUCAGACACGGAGUGCUGAUGAACCCAUGACAACGUUUGUAACGUGUGUAAACUGUGACAAUCAUUGGAAGUUCUGUUAAGGAACUGCUUCAUGUAAUCAGUCACUUGUGCCUGCCGUUUUUCAGGUGAGAUCAACUUUCAAACUGUUUUUCUAGUUUUAUUCGAGUUCCUAGAAAUAUUUGUUUGUCAAUUAUAGUUAUAGAUUUAGAUGUGUUCGUCUGUCUGUGUCUUUAUAUGCCCUUGUGAUAGCUUAUUACCAUAUUUAAGAACAUCUAGUUAUGUGUUCGUACCUCCUUAAACUUCCAUUGAAUCUGCUGUCUUAAGUUGAACC